Osmia bicornis bicornis is the source of this 1891-nucleotide messenger RNA. RefSeq names its product E3 ubiquitin-protein ligase MARCHF8. Gene Ontology annotation, cellular component: early endosome membrane; late endosome membrane; lysosome. Gene Ontology annotation, biological process: immune response; antigen processing and presentation of peptide antigen via MHC class II; protein polyubiquitination. Gene Ontology annotation, molecular function: MHC protein binding; ubiquitin protein ligase activity; zinc ion binding. The record is from RefSeq and is a predicted model, not a curated record. Lineage: Eukaryota; Metazoa; Arthropoda; Insecta; Hymenoptera; Megachilidae.
UUCUGAAUAGAGGAUUGGUCAAGCUAUACAUACACCACGCCUACAUUCUGCGUUAUGGCGGCGCACCAAAGAAAUAAGAUACACAAUCUGUUAUGAAGGAAGGACUAAGCUAUGUAAUCAAGUCUAUAAUUGUGAUAAUUUUGAAUAUUAAUGUGGUUAUUGAAACGUGUUUAAAAAGUGAACAGUGAUAAAUCGGAUACGAUAUUUCAAAUCAUUUUAACGUCAAAUUGUGAAAAUUAAUUAAUUUACUGCAGUGAAUACGACUUUCCUAUAUUGUGUCAUUGACUCGAGUCGAAGUGUCAAAAUCGUCCUAACUUGUUUUCUGAAAUCUAAUCAAGAUAUUUACCGAAAAUUUGUUUAUUAAACAUCGUUCAGUUGUUUAAAAUGAGAUCUAAACAAUAUAUUUCUGGCUAAUCAUUGUUAUUAAAUAGACAAUUUUACUUCUGCUACAAUUUACACGGAAAUGAAAAGAUGUUUUUAUAUGUAUAUUAAAGGUACAUGUUAAAUAACAUAAUGAAAGACUUUUUCAUGUAAUUACAUGUUGAUUUGCAAAAUAUGAUACCGCUGGAACAAAAUUACAGAACAUUCGGUAGGAUGUGUUUAUUUAAUGUUGUUUAUCAUUGAUCACAUCUUUACUGAGGCCAGAGAGUGAUGCCGGUUCAUCAGAUCAAUGUUAAUCCGCCUGACUGGCAACCACCUCUGUCACUUGGUCCUUCCAAUAAUAAUAGCCCUGCUGGUGGUGAAGGUUUACCAGAAUGGACACCAAGGGAAUCAACAUAUGCUACAGUAGUUACCAUUAUACCAGAUCAUUGUCAUUCAUCUGUCAGCACAUUGUCUUCAAGCAAUCAUGAUAUUUGUAGAAUAUGUCACUGUGAAGGGGAAGAAGGUGCUCCUCUUUUAGCACCUUGCUACUGCAGUGGCAGUUUACGUUAUGUACAUCAAGCUUGUCUUCAGCAAUGGAUAAAAGCUUCGGACACACGUGCUUGUGAAUUAUGUAAAUUCACAUUUAUUAUGCAUGCUAAAACAAAGCCAUUUUGUGAGUGGGAAAAACUUGAAAUGUCUGCUCUAGAAGUUCGCAAAUUAUGGUGUACAGUUGCUUUCCAUGCAGUAGCUGCACUUUGUGUGGCUUGGUCUUUAUACGUACUUGUUGAACGAUCUGUAGAAGAAGCUCGACGUGGAUACGUAGACUGGUCUUUCUGGACUAAACUAAUAGUUGUUGUAAUUGGUUCUACAGGAGGCUUAGUUUUUAUGUACAUUCAAUGCAAAUCGUACAUUACACUAUGCAGAAAAUGGCGAGCAUUCAACAGAGUAAUAUUUAUUCAAAAUGCUCCUGAGAAAGUGGUGCUUCCUCCCUCACCUACAGAUUCUUUGAGAGAAGUAACAUUACCUUUAAAGGAUCCAACUGCCUCUAUGCCUGAGCUCAAUCAUACUUAUUACCCUAACAUAGACCCUCCAUGUGCCUCGCAGAUGGUGAAACCAGAUUCUGCCGCGCCUCCUCAAAGGCACGACGCUCAAUUGAAACUUUAUGUAUUUGAUAAAUUAUCCUCAUCCGAAGAUAACUUGUAAUACGAUUGGAGUGUAAUACAGAUUGGCUGCUAAUUGUGUAUUAAUAAUUAGCAAAACAUGUAAUGCAAGUAUAAACACGUGUCUAGAAGAAAACUAUAAUUCUAGACUACAAUACGAUUUCGAAAAAUCGAAAUUUCUAUUUCGAAAACUGUCAGAGGUCCGCCUAUGGAGCACAUUUAUCUGAAAUCUAGUACUUCAGUGCUUACAUUGACAAUGGGAUAUUGAAAAUGUUUGAACCAUCAGGCUAAACAUUGUUCUCUGACAAUUGUGUACAUAAUAUUGUAUCUGUGAUGUUAUUAAAUAAACUUUACCAUAUUUAAACAGA